AUAAGUGGCAGCAAGUGUGUCUGGCUGUGUUUACCUCUAGCUCACGUGGCGAACAGAAGUAGCUCUGAAGUUCUGAUUCCACCGUUCGUUUUCGAAAGCUCCAGUGACUUUGAAUUCUUUUGCGAGUCCCAGUGAACACUCAGCGGAGAACCUGAGAUACGGCUGCGGUGAACGGCAGUCGUCUCAAGUGAAAACCCUCCGAAAACCUGACUCUUUUUUAAACUCUACCCAUGUUCGAAGUGACUAACAAAUGGAGUCUGCAUUGUAAAACAAAGACUUGACACAGACUCCAUAGCACCUUACGAGCUUUAGUACAAAUCCCAAAUCCUUUCUCUCGAAAUGCAGUGCAAAGCUAUACAGAUGGCUUCCCCCAGCACCUGGUCGAGUCUCUCCCUCGGCAGCCUCCACGUCUCGGGCGACCCCAAGGCGCUCCAGCCCGCCCCCGCCCUCGCCGGCAGCGCCUGGGCAGGGGACGCCGGCGACCUGUGGCGAUACUACAGCGACGCCAACUUCGCCAGCGCCACCACCACCCGGUGCUGCAGCGACAGCGUCAGCAGCGACGAAGGCGGCAGCGGCUACGACGUGGCCCUCUCCGACAUCAGCUGCGACGACAACAACAACAGCAGCAGCGUUAACCUGAACGUGGCGACGGGCGAUCCCUCCGCCCUCUUCCUGCAGCAGGAGAAGGACAAGGGCGACUCGAACAACAACACCGUCGCCUCUGACACCGACUGGACGGACACCAAAUCCAAGAACGCGAGUCCACGACACAGGCUGGUUGACGAGGAGGGUUUCAUCCGCCGGGCCGCGUGCCUGUGCGUCGACGAGACCGAGUCCAAGGUGUUGCUCGUGUCAAGCAAGAAGGACCUCUGCUCCUGGCUGGUUCCUGGAGGAGGAGUGGAAGAAGGGGAGGAGCCAGCUGAGGCCGCCGUCAGAGAGGCGUGGGAGGAGGCAGGCGUCCAGGGGCGUGUCACGAGAUACUUGGGCGUGUUUGAG
Molecule: messenger RNA, 996 nt
Organism: Penaeus vannamei (Pacific white shrimp)
Lineage: Eukaryota; Metazoa; Arthropoda; Malacostraca; Decapoda; Penaeidae
Source: RefSeq, a predicted model, not a curated record